AUGACUUUUCUUAUCAUUAACCUUUUCUUUAUCCUUUUUAUACACUCAUUUUUGUCUCUUACCGUUUCUGUCUUUUCACUUCCUGAUUGUAAUAUUUCCUUCUCUCUAUCGUACUCUCAUUCAUGUGUUAACGUCUCUGUCUUUUCUUCACUCACUGUUUUCUUUAUUUCUCUCUUUCGUACCCUCAUAUUUGUCUCUUGCCUCAUUUGCUUUUUCACUUCUCUACUGCGAAAUUUCCUUCUAUUUUUCUUCUUGUUUCUGGUCUCUUCUGUCUUUUCACAUCUCUACCUCGUUAUUUCCUUCUCUCUUUCGUACUCUCAUUCUUGUUUCUUGUCUCUUCUGUCUGUUUAUAUCCUUACCUCGUUUUUUCUUUCUCUCUUUCGUACUCUCGUUCUUGUUUCGUGUCUCUUCAGUCGUUUCACACCCCUACCUCGUUAUUUCCUUCUCUCUUUCGUACUCUCAUUCUUGUCUCUUGUUCUUCUGUCUUUUCACACCCCUACCUCGUUAUUUCCUUCUCUCUUUCGUACUCUCAUUCUUGUCUCUUGUUCUUCUGUCUUUUCACACCCCUACCUCGUUAUUUCCUUCUCUCUUUCGUACUCUCAUUCUUGUCUCUUGUUCUUCUGUCUUUUCACACCCCUACCUCGUUAUUUCCUUCUCUCUUUCGUACUCCCAUUCCUUUCUAUCAUCUCCUCAUUCCUUCCUUUUCAUUACCGUUUUCUUUCUUUUUCUCCUUCGUUCUGUCAUACUUGUCUACCGACCUUUCUCUCUUUUCUUUUCCUCAUUAUUUCAUUUAUUUCCCUCAUUGUUCUACAUGGCUCUUUCCUUCCUUCUUUCUCUCUCUUUCUCUUUCUCUCUCUCUCUCUCUCUCUCUCUCUCUCUCUCUCUCUCUCUAUCUAUCUCUCUAUCUCUCUAUCUAUCUAUCUAUCUAUCUAA
Acanthosepion pharaonis is the source of this 933-nucleotide messenger RNA. The record is from the annotation of a GenBank genome assembly. NCBI's taxonomy places the organism in Eukaryota, Metazoa, Mollusca, Cephalopoda, Sepiida, Sepiidae.